Molecule: messenger RNA, 2481 nt
Organism: Lineus longissimus
Lineage: Eukaryota; Metazoa; Nemertea; Pilidiophora; Heteronemertea; Lineidae
Product: DNA damage-regulated autophagy modulator protein 1-like
Exons: 7
Coding region: 127-945 (272 amino acids)
Source: RefSeq, a predicted model, not a curated record
CUCACAAACACUGCCUGGCCUCGCCUGGAUAAAUAACUUAAUAUAUAGUGAUACAGUCUCGGAUUCCUUGAAUCUUCUUUAGGAAAAAAACUUCUUUUUUUGUGUUUAAUUCAGAAACUUUGCAGCAUGUGCGGGUGGUACCCAAACUUGAGCUGGAUCCCCAUGUUUCUCGGCUGCCUGACGGUGGUUACAUUCUUUGUCUCGUACGCCAUCGCCAUCUAUGAAGGAGAUGUCGCAGCAUAUUUCCCGUACAUCAGCGACACUGGAGCUAACACUCCAGAGAGUUGUAUUUUUGGUGAAUUUCUCAACAUUGCUGCUUUUUUAGCCUUCAUCACAAUUUUCAUCCGGUUCAAACUGGUUAGUUCGUUCACCCGAGACACGAUUCGAUCAGUGAAGAUUUUGAACGUAAUUGGUAUGGUUAUUGGUGCUAUCUCAAGUUUCGGGCUUACAAUGGUCGCUAACUUUCAGGACAAUAAGAUCGAAGUUGUCCACAUCAUCGGUGCCUCGUUCGUUUUCGGCCUGGGUGUUGCCUACACCUGGGUCCAGGUUGCCAUCUCAUUCCUCAUGUACCCGGAUUACAACGCGCUCACUAUAUGUGUUGUGAGGGCUGUCAUGUCAUGCAUCUCUACGAUCAGUAUGGUCAUGGCUUUCAUAACUGCUAUUAUAGCCAAUCAUGAAUGGUUUAGCUCAGGUUCUCAUGAUCAUUCCCGGUCGGUAUGGAAACCAACAGAUCCUGGUUUCGAUGAGCACAUCGUCAGCACAUUCAGUGAGUGGGUCAUGGCCAUUGCAUUCGUCCUUUACUUCUUCACCUUCAUCCGCGACUUCCAGAAGAUCAAACUCAAGGUCACCGUCGAUCCGUUAGUGCAGCAUCUCGGCGAGGCACCCCCACCAAGGAACGUUGCGCCUGCAGCAAACGAAACGAGUGGCCUGCUGGCCCAUGCAUGAUGAAUCUCUAGACUUGCUUAUACAGCUUUCAUAGGGCAGACUUUCUUUUUAGGUGGGACUAUAGGCAGGAGCUCGGUGGUCAAAUUCAAGGUCUAAAGUUGACGAAUAUGCACAUAGGGUACUGGGUCAUGUUUGACUCAGGGAUGAAUAUAUUCUUUGUACAAGUCUAAUUAGUUUUGAUGUACUGCGAGGUACGAUAUUCCUAUAUGCGCCUUUUGUCUCAUUCAAUUUGACCUACCUGGCUCAUGGCUAUAUAGUGUCCCAUUAAAGGAGUACUUCUCAGUUGUGACAUAGCAUCCAUAUAUCGCUAAACUGCAUGCAAAUAAACUCACGCUGUUAGUGUGCUGAUAUGUUUGAUUUUGGUGUCCAAUAAUAUGCAACUGGAGAUGUAUUAAAGCUCUUCCUAUAUCAUCUACUGUAGGCCCUAACAUUUUUGUGACCUGACUCAUUUACGGCUGGCUGCUAGUAGAUCACAAAACUUAACAACGUUCAUGUAUAUCUUGCGACAGGUCGUUUCAUGCAUAAUGAGGUUGCUAUGACCACAAAAUAUAAUUGCUUGGCAUUAUGUGCCCAUUGACCAAGAUGCAUCACUUAGGAGACUUUUUGCAGGAGCCAGUAAAGUCUUAUCUUAUUUACGGCUGGCUGCUUAGUACAUCACAAAACUUAACAACUUUCAUGUACAUGUAUAUCUUGCGACAGGUCGUUUAAUGCAUAAUGAGGUCGCCAUGACCAAGCUUAUUGACCAAGAUGCGUCACUUAGGAGGCUUUCUGCAGGAGCCAGUAAAGUCACUUCAGUAUUUUUCGGAGUGUUCUCAUCACACGCCAUAUGCGUCAGACACUUGAUGUCUUCAAUCAUGGUUCCUUACGUUUGUUUCACCGCAGGUUUAUAAUCAUAUUGUAAUAUGUGCCCUGUUUGACCAAAAUGUUAAUUAUAGGCCUGAAAUUUCAAGGUGACGACUUGGUAGCAUGAGUCUGACAUGCGUUGCCUGUUAUGUGUAUUUAACUCGAUUUCGUAAUUGUUUGUUUUUGAGAAAAGGGCAGAAUUUUGCUAGUUUAUGUGAUUUUGUUGAAGAAGAACAAAUGUGGAUUAAAAAAUCAAAUUUUUAAGGUUUGGUGUAUGGGUUUUUGUCUGUGAAGUAUUUCAAGCUUUCAAUGGUUUGGAAUAUGCAAAAAAUUGGCCAACAGAUACAUGUAUAUCACAGUAGAUAUAAAGUGUACAAACAUUUGACAAAUUUCAAUUCUGAGAUGUUUCAUGAAAACUCAUGAAAAUCUUUUAAAGAUAUGAUUGAUAAACAAGAUGAGGUUGGACCCAUUUGACUGUCAUACUCGAUUACAUAAAGAUCUGUGUAUACAUACAAAUGCAUGUAGUUUUAUAUUUGUCUCCCACAGUGUAUCUAAUUCUCAGAAGAUAUAGAUGUUUUAGUAUUUUAAAUGUUUGACGGCCAUGCAUUAUUGUGAUAAGUUUUGUACAGAUUGAUACAACAUGUAUUUAUCCAAGAAAUAUUUUAUAAAUAAAUGCUAAUUUUAAUAAGUUAA